AUGAGCUGUGUAAGUAAAGGAAGUAAUGUCAUACUAAAUUCCCAAAUUAUUCCCACGGUGGGGCUGUGCAGGAGAUGGCCCCGCCGCCGGCUGCGCUCCCGCCAGCGCCUCGGCGCUUUCCUUUUGGAGAUGUUUAGCACCUUCCAGGUUUGCGCCUGCACCAACGAGCUCUGCCUGCUGGGCAACGCGGAGCCGAAGCCGCACGCCGCCCUCACGCUCACCUACGGCUUCACCGUCCUGCACGGCUUGACCCUGACCGGCAGCAUGUGCAAUCCCUGCGGCACCUUGCAGGCAGCCUGGGGCGGUGGGAUGCCGGUCAAGAUGAGUGGACUGAAGAUCGCCGCUCAGUUCGUGGCUGCGGUGCUUGCCAGGGUGUUUAUGGACUUUAUCUGGAGCCUGGAGAUGGCAGAGCCGCAUUCUGGAGCGCUCUCUCAGGGCUGCAGCAACCCCAUGCAGACUACAGAGAUGCAGGCGUUCUGCAUAGAGCUGCUCUUUUCUGUCGUUUUCCAGCUGAGCGUCCUGCGAGUGGAAAGUGUUAAUCCCAAGUACAAAGUCCAUUUGAUUGCUCUGCUCAUCACCAUGCUUGUGUAUGCAGGUGGAAAUCUCACAGGAGCAAUAUUUAACCCAGCAUUGGCUUUUUCAUUACACGCAGAUUGUUUCUAUGACAAAUUUCUGAGUUACUCACUAGUAUAUUGGAUAGCACCAUCCUUAGGGACAAUACUCGUGGCUUUUAUAUGGGAUGAAAUCCUUCCUCGGAUAUCCUGAGACAUCCAGUUCUGAAAUCUAGCGGUACGACGUUAAAAAGUCACUUUGAAAUCUGCAGACGUGAAGCUUUCAGCAAAACUGUUGCCA
Molecule: messenger RNA, 852 nt
Organism: Opisthocomus hoazin
Lineage: Eukaryota; Metazoa; Chordata; Aves; Opisthocomiformes; Opisthocomidae
Source: RefSeq, a predicted model, not a curated record